AUGCUCCUCGCAGUGCUGCUCUUUGGUGCAUCAUCCGCCCAGGCCUGGACACACAAGGAAAGCAAGAACUGGUCCGCGGAGUUUCCCAUGUGCCAGCAGACCUCUCAGUCACCCAUCGACCUGAACUCGGGCACCAAAGGCGGCGCGGGCAGCACCCUGGCGCAGUUCGUGAAGUACGAUCCGAUUCCUGCGCGGCAGCUCAAGAACAAUGGCCACGUGAUGCAGGUGGACGGUGGGUUUGGGUCUUUCAAGUUGCCAGACGGUGAGUACCAGGUCAAGCAGUUCCACUUCCACUUCCCCGCCGAGCAUACGGUGGAUGGCAAGCUCUCGGCAGGCGAGAUGCACAUCGUGCAUCAGAAGGUCGGUUCCAGUGGCACCAAUGACCUGGCUGUCAUCGGCGUGAUCCUCGAGGAGUCGAAGUCCCCCUCAAAGCAGUCAAGCUUCCUCCAGGCUCUCUUCAAGGACGCCCCAGAAAAUGGCAGUGCUUCGGACGUGGGCGACGUGGACCUCAACGUGUUCCAGGACCAGUUCAAGGACUUCUACCACUACGUUGGCUCACUCACCACUCCCCCUUGUGCGGAAGGGGUGCAUUGGUACGUGAGCAAGAACACAGCCGGUGUCACCCCAGAGACGAUCAAGGCCUUCAAGAGCCGUUUCACGGAGGACGACAACCGCCCCACACAGGCCUUGAACGGCCGCAAGGUGGUGAACUCUGCAUUGUCCGUGGACAAGGAGUUCGCGGCCUGA
This is a messenger RNA of Symbiodinium natans, 747 nucleotides long. Lineage: Eukaryota; Dinophyceae; Suessiales; Symbiodiniaceae. The record is from the annotation of a GenBank genome assembly.